Molecule: messenger RNA, 812 nt
Organism: Trachemys scripta elegans
Lineage: Eukaryota; Metazoa; Chordata; Testudines; Emydidae
Gene: OAZ3
Product: ornithine decarboxylase antizyme 3
Biological process (GO): positive regulation of protein catabolic process
Cellular component (GO): nucleus; cytoplasm
Molecular function (GO): ornithine decarboxylase inhibitor activity
Source: RefSeq, a predicted model, not a curated record
AUGUCACAAUGGCUGGGUCAUAAAGCACCUGGCUACUUGAACUGGGGCCCUGGGGCUCAGGGCUCACUUUGCCACGGGUAGGCACUGCCUGAAGAAACGUCGCUGCUCCGGGACCACACCUAUCUGUUUUCCCUUUCUUAUACUGAGAGAGGGAGGAAACGGAACUACUUAUACCCCAUCUGCUCCCCCUUUGCGUAUUACUAUUACUACUAUCGCUAUCGCCUCAUCUACAGGCGGAGGAUGGUGCCUUCCCACGGGAGUAUCACCAUGACUGAGCGCGAGAGCCUGACCCUCAGACCUCGCUACUGCCUCCAAUGUUCCGAGUCCUUGGGAGGCGGCCCGGCCGGCAGAGGGGCUAACCAGGGGGACCUGAAAGAGUUGUACAAGGCUGGGAACCUGACAGUGUUUGCUGGCGACCUUCUGCUCCCUGGUCUCCCCGUCCAGCUGGACUUCCAUUUCCAACUCGGUCCCCACAGCUCCGCUCACUGGCACGGACUCCUGACCGACGGCAAGCUUUUCCUGGACACGCCCCGCGGCGCCCUGGAUCAAAACAACCGCGAAAGCCUGACUGCGACGCUGGAAUACGUGGAGGAACAGACCGCCGUGAACCUCGUGUUUGUGAACUUCCAGCCGGCUCGCAGCGAUCGCGGAGCCCUGUUGCGAGCAUUCAACUACUUGGGCUUUGAGGUUGUCAGACCAGAUCAUCCCUCGCUGCCGCCCUGGCAGGACGUUAUCUUCAUGGUUUUCCCGCUGGAGCGAGACUGCUGCCCGGAGCUGGAAUGAGAGUUCCUGAAGCCAGGCAUUCUGCAAAG